UAAACAAAGCAAAAUUUAUAAUCAACGGAAAAAGUUGUUAGUCUUUAAUUUGUUCUAAAGAUUGAAUCCUGAAAGAACCAUAUUCUUGUCUUUCUGGGGUUCAAAGAAGAGCAGAGAAAAAUGGGUAGGGGGAAAAUAGAGAUAAAGAGAAUAGAGAAUGCUAAUAGCAGGCAAGUCACAUUCUCCAAGAGGCGUGCUGGUUUGCUCAAGAAGGCUAAGGAACUCGCCAUUCUCUGUGAUGCUGAGGUUGCCGUCAUCAUUUUCUCCAAUACUGGCAAGCUCUUUGAGUUUUCCAGCUCUGGCAUGAAGAAAACACUUGCCAGAUACAACAAGUGUUCUCAAGGUUCUUCUGAGAUUGCUCAAGUGGAACAUAAAGUAGAGAAAGACUCUAAGGAGGUAGAUAAUCUGAAGGACGUAAUCGCAAAGCUACAAAUUAAACAGUUACAGCUAUUGGGUAAGAACUUGACCAACAUGAGCUUGAAAGAGCUUCAGCUUUUGGAGCAACAGCUUGACGAAGGGCUGUUAUCAGUGAAGGAGAAAAAGGAACAAUUGCUUAUGGAACAACUACAGCAAUCAAGAGUUCAGGAGCAGCGGGCUAUCCUUGAGAAUGAAACUUUACGCAGACAGGUUGAGGAGCUACGAAGUCUUUUUCCAUCAACUGAUCGCCGAGUCCAAUCCUAUCUUGAAUGCUAUCCUGUUGAAAGGAAGAAUUCUCUCAUGAGCCAUAGCAUUCCCAGUCCAGAUGUGACCUGUAAUUGCACUGUUGAAAAGGGAGAUUCAGACACUACCUUGUAUUUGGGGUUGCCAAAUGAUUAUCACAAGAGAAAGAAAGCUGAAAGAGAAACCCAUUCCAACGACUCAGAGAGCCAAUUGGGGCUGAUGUGACCCUUUCUUUCAUGGUGUUUGCUUUGCCUUUAAUGGGGAUGACGGAACUGAGACAUGGUCCAGUUGAGUCUAGUUUGGUAGUUUAUUAAAGCAACAGUUGUCCACAUCAAAGAAGUCAACAAGGUGAAGGUAUAGAUGUUUCUUUUCAGGAGGAAGACUAAGUUUUCAUCAGGUUAUGGAUAGAGUUUAGUCGUAACCGUUAUUGGAAAAAGGAUGAGGCUAUUGCGAAAAAAAAAAAAGAAAAAGGCUUUCCUUUAUCUAUUAUUUUUCUCUUUUUUGUAUUACAAUGGUUCUAGUUUUGCUUUCCACCGCAACUUUCUUUACCAAUGGAAUUAGUGAGGUUGCACUUAAUGUUUCAAUUGGUGACCGAGAAAAUUUUGUUUUUUUGGCCUCCUUUUCCUUUCUGCUAUUUACAGGGUUCUUAACUUUCUGCAACUU
Durio zibethinus is the source of this 1323-nucleotide messenger RNA. RefSeq names its product agamous-like MADS-box protein AGL15. Gene Ontology annotation, biological process: positive regulation of transcription by RNA polymerase II. Gene Ontology annotation, cellular component: nucleus. NCBI's taxonomy places the organism in Eukaryota, Viridiplantae, Streptophyta, Magnoliopsida, Malvales, Malvaceae. The record is from RefSeq and is a predicted model, not a curated record. Gene Ontology annotation, molecular function: RNA polymerase II transcription regulatory region sequence-specific DNA binding; protein dimerization activity; DNA-binding transcription factor activity.